AUGGCGUAUGCAACACCGACAGCUUUAUUACCGCGCCAAGUCAACGUGAUAAUAGGAUCCAACCCGUCGGCUACCAUCUCAUCCCUCAGCAGCGCUCUCGUCACGGCUAGUAGCAAUAUUGCAACACUUUCUCAGCAAUCACAGCAGCUUUCUCAGCAGUCUCAACAGCUCUCGCAGUCGAUUCAGCAAUUAUCGCAGUCCACACAGGUGCUGUCACAAUCGAUACAACAGUUACAAAUACGAUCGGCCCAAGAUGUUCAGAACAUCCGCAACAGUGCUGCCAUCGCGAUGGCAAGCAUGGCCAGCAGCGCCAAUCUAGCCAUAGCUACAGCAUCGAACAACGCUGCAGUCGCCUUGGCGAGUAUUUCAGGUAGUCUUGCUGCGGUUGCCUCCGCGGCGAGGCAAUCUGUAUUGGCUGAACAAGCAAAUGCUAGUGCUGUCAGGGCCCAGGCACAAACGCAGGUGAUGACCGCCCAGGGCAACGCGAUCAGCGUGACACAGACAACCAUCGCUAUCGUCGCAUCAAUCGCCGGCACAUUCAUCUUGUCUCUAAUUGGCUUCUUGUUUUUCUUACGGAGCCGGAACCGACAGCAGAAGCGACGGAUUGCUGAGCUCAAAGGCACCAUCAAGAGACCUCUGAGUCCCACCGGCAGUAGUAAUAUGGUAUGGGAUAAUAAGGGAUGGCAUCAGAGUUCAGAGAAGGAACAACGAGAAGAGCGAACCCGGAUACAGUCGCCCGAGCCACAGCCCAUGAUCGGGGUUGCGACAUCCUCACAAUUCAGCAGGGAAGAGAAGAGGAGCAGUAAUUGGCCACUUUCGUCGAGUGCCUCGGUCGAUGCUCAAAAGACGAAACGCCAAACAAUGGACCCUUCGAACAUCACCAUUGUGAAGGUGGGACAAGCCGAAGGUGGUGCGGGUGGCAGCGAUCCGUCGCAACAACAAAGCACGGGGAUAGGGUCGACAAAAGCACCGAAUCUGUCACUAUUUCCAAAAAUCACUGAGCCGGGAUUAAAUAAGGACAAUCCGGGACAAGGGAAAGAAGGGUCUAAUUCCAAACAAGCGAACGUACCUACACAAUAUCCACCGCGAUAUAGCGUGGAGCCUGAGAGAGGCACGGUGGGCAGCAAUAUGAUGUGA
This is a messenger RNA of Diaporthe citri, 1137 nucleotides long. RefSeq lists its product as uncharacterized. NCBI's taxonomy places the organism in Eukaryota, Fungi, Ascomycota, Sordariomycetes, Diaporthales, Diaporthaceae. The transcript has 2 exons. The record is from RefSeq and is a predicted model, not a curated record. The coding region runs from base 1 to 1137 and encodes 378 amino acids.